AUGGGUAGGAGAGCGAUAAACACCACCAAAAGUGGUAAGUACAUGAACCCCACCGACCAGGCGCGAAAGGAGGCCCGUAAACAAGAACUGAAAAAAAACAAAAAGCAACGGCAAAUGGUCCGGGCCGCGGUCCUGAAAAAAAAAGACCCUCAACAAAUCCUCGAAGAGAUGGAAACCAUCGACCAAAUGGAAUUCAACGUAAACCAACCCUCACCCUUGAACGAAAAAGUCCUGAAAGACAAACGAAAAAAGCUGAAAGACACGCUGGACAGGGUCAUGGGCAUGUACCACAAAGACGACCCGGAAAAAUGGGGCACCCUGCGCAAAGUCCAAGUGGAGUACGAAGCGAAAAAGGCCCAGCUGGUGCAGUUUUACGAGUCGGUCAAAAGCGCUCAGAGCGUGACAAUCGACGAAAUUCCUCUGCCCCAAUUGCCCCAACAGAGCGCCAACAGUAUACCCAUGCCCGUUGCAGAGCGGAAGCCCGAAGUUGCCAUUUACUCCAUCGCCACUGCUUUGAAGCUGCAAGCCUUGGGACAACCCAUGAGAGAACCUCCUGGCUGUCCGCCAGGCCCGCCUCCAGAUAUAGACGACGAUGGCGAAAUAAUUGAACACGUCGUAGAAGAAGAAGAACGUCUUGUAGAAGAAGUUAGUGCAGAAGAAGAUCCUAGUUCUAAGCCCACUUCCUUGCAACAAAAAAUGGUGGCUCUUUCAGGUCAAAAUGUAGACGAAUUCAUCAAGGAAAUGGAAACGGUGCAGAAAAAAACCAAGGAUCAGGAGCCUGCGAGACCGCAUCAAGUGGAGCCUCUUAUGCCGCCCGGCACAAACGAUACUGUGCCCAAUUUGCCACCCAUGAUGCCCCCAGUCAUGUUCGCCACUGGAGCAGGAAUCAGGCUGCCGCCCGGCCCCCCGCCUGGUAGACCACUGCUACCGCCAGGCCCGCCGCCUGGUAUGCCUACUUUGAGACUACCAGGACCUGGAUCCACGCCGCGUCUGAUCCGGAUUCCCGCUCCGCCUUUGCUUGGGACGUUGCAGGGACUUUCUCAGCACAAGCCCAACGUCCUGUCCGCCGCCCCUCAAUUGAUCAACAGGAACGACUCUAAACAAGGUGCCACUAUAUCAGCGAAGCCCCAAAUACGUAAUUUGAGCGCGGACGUUACCAGGUUCGUACCCUCCGCUUUGAGAGUGAAGCGGGAAGAAAAGAAAAACGGCGGUAAAUCGGUUACCAGUCUAGUGAGAGAGUUGAAGCAAAAAGAGAUGAAUUUGAAUAGUCAAUUGCAAGGUGGCACACGCACCAAAGACGACGCUUAUAAAAGGUUUAUGGCCGAAAUGGAAGGGCUCAUGUAG
Messenger RNA from Ceutorhynchus assimilis (cabbage seed weevil), 1344 nucleotides. The record is from the annotation of a GenBank genome assembly. NCBI's taxonomy places the organism in Eukaryota, Metazoa, Arthropoda, Insecta, Coleoptera, Curculionidae.